Messenger RNA from Besnoitia besnoiti, 429 nucleotides. RefSeq lists its product as uncharacterized. The coding region runs from base 1 to 429 and encodes 142 amino acids. The record is from RefSeq and is a predicted model, not a curated record. NCBI's taxonomy places the organism in Eukaryota, Apicomplexa, Conoidasida, Eucoccidiorida, Sarcocystidae. The transcript has a single exon.
AUGCGACUACGCCUGCGCCCGUUGGGCCGCAGAAGAGUCGAAGCGCAGACUCUCGAAGAGGUUUUACAGCGCCGUAAGAUUCACAAAAGCAACGAAGCCGCGAUGCGAAUCCGAAGGCGCGUUCAAGCGAGCCUUUGGCGACACGCGGAGACGUUUCGCUCCCUCUCCAGAUAUUCUUUUUCUGUGUUUCCGUUCAUUCGACGAGGUGAGGCCCUGCGGCGACGGCGAGAGAAGGCGGCGGAGCGCGCGGAGUUUGAGAAGCGUGAAAUCAAUCCAGCAGCAGCACGGGGGUCGCGACCCAGAGGAGAGAAGGUGUGCGCGAGCAAGAAGAGAGACGCACGAAGAGGAGACGGCGUAGGAAAGCAUACGGCAAACACGGGAGACAGCGGAGGCAGGAAGAGGAGUAAGAAGGAGAGGAAGGAAGCCUGA